Messenger RNA from Quercus lobata, 1686 nucleotides. Its product is annotated as probable pectinesterase/pectinesterase inhibitor 7. NCBI's taxonomy places the organism in Eukaryota, Viridiplantae, Streptophyta, Magnoliopsida, Fagales, Fagaceae. The coding region runs from base 1 to 1686 and encodes 561 amino acids. Gene Ontology annotation, biological process: cell wall modification. The record is from RefSeq and is a predicted model, not a curated record. The transcript has 2 exons. Gene Ontology annotation, molecular function: pectinesterase activity; enzyme inhibitor activity.
AUGGCUUCCAAGCUUUUCUCUCCCAUAACAUUUUCAAUUUUCAUUCUCCUUUCCUUUAUUGUUAGUCUCUCUUUUGCAGAUAGGUCUGACCUGACUAGUCCCGACUCACCAGAACACAUUUGCAACUCCACCCAAGACCCUUCUUAUUGCAAAUCAGUGCUCCCUAACCAUAAUGCCAAUGUAUACGACUCCGGUCGAUUUGUGGUUCAAAAGUCAUUAUCACAAGCACGUAAAUUUUCAAACACUGUGGACUCAUAUCUUCAACGUAGCUCCACUUUCUCUGAAACCACAAUACGUGCCCUACUAGAUUGCCAAUUACUUGCUGGCUUUAACGUGGAGUACCUUCAAACCUCCUAUGAAACUGUCAAUAUAGCUAAUGUUUCUCUAUCUAGCGUGGUAGUUGAUGACAUCCAAACCUUGCUUAGUGCCGUAUUAACUAACCAAGAAACUUGUUUUGAGGGACUAGUAACCACGGCUUCUGAUGCAAGCGUAAAGAAUGAUCUUUCAGGGCCACUUGAUGAUGACACUAAGCUCCAUGGUGUCUCUCUAGCUUUGUUCAACAAGGGUUGGGUGCCUGUGAAGAGGAAUGACUCGCCGCCUAAGAGGAACCAUCCUAAUUUCAGAAAUGGACGCUUUCCCUUUAAAAUGUCCGGUCACACACGUACAAUUUUCGAGUCAGCAAGCCGGAGAAAGCUGCUUCAGACAGCUCAGUUCGAAGCAGUUACGGUUUAUGACAUUGUGACUGUGAGCCAGGAUGGAAGCGGAAACUUCACCACCAUCAAUGCUGCCAUUGCUGCUGCUCCUAACAACACUAAUUCUUCCGCCGGGUACUUCUUGAUCUAUAUCACCGCUGGUGUUUACCAAGAGUAUGUGUCUAUUGCAAAGAACAAGAACAAUUUGCUGUUGAUUGGAGAUGGUAUCAAUCAGACUAUUAUCACAGGCAACAGGAGCGUCGCUGAUGGGUGGACAACGUUCAAUUCCGCAACAUUUGCUGUGGUUGCACCAGGGUUCGUAGCCGUUAACAUUACUUUCCGUAACACAGCUGGGGCAAUUAAGGCCCAGGCAGUUGCAGUUCGAACUGGGGCAGAUUUGUCCACAUUCUAUAGCUGCAGCUUUGAGGGGUACCAGGACACCUUAUACACACAUUCUCUUAGGCAGUUCUAUCGAGAGUGUGACAUUUAUGGCACAGUUGACUUCAUAUUUGGAAACGCUGCAGUUGUUUUUCAGAACUGCAAUAUAUAUCCUCGCUUGCCAAUAACUGGCCAAUUCAAUACCAUUACUGCUCAAGGUAGAACGGACCCAAAUCAAAACACAGGUACUUCAAUUCAAAAUUCUACCAUUAGAGCAGCUUCUGAUUUAGCUGCAAGCAAUGGUACCACUCAAACAUACCUAGGCCGGCCAUGGAAGGAGUACUGUCUGACAGUUUUCAUGCAAUCUUUUAUGGAUAGCUUCAUAAAUCCUGCUGGUUGGCAUGACUGGAAUGGAACUUUCGGAUUAAGCACAUUGUAUUAUGCGGAGUAUAAUAAUAGAGGAGCCGGAUCAAACACUACAAAUAGAGUGACAUGGCCUGGUUAUCACGUGAUUACUAAUGCUACUACUGCUGCUAAUUUUACAGUGUCUAAAUUCAUACUGGGGGAUUAUUGGCUACCUCAAACAGGAGUGCCUUACACCGGUGGCUUAGUAUGA